Molecule: messenger RNA, 1554 nt
Organism: Fonsecaea multimorphosa CBS 102226
Lineage: Eukaryota; Fungi; Ascomycota; Eurotiomycetes; Chaetothyriales; Herpotrichiellaceae
Exons: 5
Coding region: 1-1554 (517 amino acids)
Molecular function (GO): heme binding; iron ion binding; oxidoreductase activity, acting on paired donors, with incorporation or reduction of molecular oxygen
Source: RefSeq, a predicted model, not a curated record
AUGGCUGAGUUGUUCCCGUGGUCGUUUUGUGCGCAGCAUCCCGUCUUGGGGAUUGCUUUGCUGGGCGCUUUGGUCCUCGUUACAGUCUGGAGACUGAAGGAAAUUGUCAAGGCUCGAAAGUACAAGUUACCACCGCGUAUCCCGGGAGUACCAAUAUUCGGCAAUACCUUUCAACUACCUCCUCUAAAGCAAGGGGUCUGGGGCAUGGAAAUGGCAAAGAAAUACGGCGAGAUGUUCACUUGCAGCAUUGGCGGCAAGACGUGGGUGUUUCUGAACUCGUCCCGCACCGUCAACGACCUGAUGGAGAAGCGGUCGUCCAUCUACUCGUCGCGUCAAUACAUGCCCAUGGCGUCGGGCGUCCUGUCGGGCGACAACCGGAUCCUGCUCAUGCCCUACGGCGAGCGAUGGCGGAUGAUCCGGCGCAUCAUGCACUCGAUCCUCAACAAGCAGAAUUCCCCAAUCUUUGCGCCCUUCCAGGACGUCGAGUCCAAGCAUCUCCUCUACGACUUCCUCCACCACCCGGAGCUGUGGUACUCGGCCACACAGCGCUUCGCCAACUCGGUCAUCAUGAGUGUCGUCUUCGGCAAGCGCAUGGAGCUGGAGGACCCCAAGAUCCGCGAACUCUUCGAGACGUCCAAUGCCAUCAUAGAGGCCAUCCAGCCUUCGGCUAACCUUGUGGAUUCGCUGACCUUUCUUGAAAAACUCCCGAAGCCCUUGCAAUGGUGGCGGCCGAGGGGGGAGGCCAUGUUCCAAAAGACUGUCAACAUCUACAAGCGGGAGGUGGAGGAAUUGGAGCAGAAAAUGAAAAACGGCACCGCGAGGGACUGCUUCGCGACCAGAUUCCUUAGGGACCCGGAAACGAAGAGCUACGGACCGACGCAGACGUAUUUCGCCCUGGGCUCGCUCAUGGAGGCCGGCAGUGACACGUCGCGCAUGACCAUCAGCCAGGUCAUGGCCGCUGCAGUGCUCGACAAGCGGUGGGUGGUCACGGCGCGGGAAGCCCUCGACAGAGUCUGCGGGAGCAACGCAGAGCGCCUGCCGACCUUCGACGACCGGAUCGAUCUACCCUACAUCACCGCGACGGUCAAGGAGGCGUUCCGCUGGCGCCCGUUUGCCGAGAUCGGUGUACCGCACAUGCUCAUCCAGGACGACGAGUACGAGGGCUACAAGUUCCCCGCGGGGACGUUGUUCACGUGGAAUGCGACGGCCAUCGCCAUGGACCCGCGCGAAUACGAGCAGCCCGAGCGGUUCUGGCCCGAGAGAUUCCUCAACGACGACCUCGAUCAUGUCUUGAAAGGGCAUUGGAGCUUUGGUCCAGGUCGGCGCGUAUGCUCGGGAUACAAUGUGGGAGAGACGAACGUCUGGAUCGUGGUGGCGCGGUUGCUGUACUGUUUCGACUUUGAGGGUGUUCCCGGAAAGCCUUUUGACUCGUUUCAGGUCAACUGGGGGGAACAUCGCUUCGCCCCAUUCGACGUGUCAAUCAGAGUUCGCAGCCCUCAGCACGCGGCCUUGAUCGAAAGAGAGGGAAGGGCGGCGGUGGACACCAAGUACUGA